Molecule: messenger RNA, 12435 nt
Organism: Girardinichthys multiradiatus
Lineage: Eukaryota; Metazoa; Chordata; Actinopteri; Cyprinodontiformes; Goodeidae
Gene: piezo1
Product: piezo-type mechanosensitive ion channel component 1
Exons: 54
Coding region: 1277-8962 (2561 amino acids)
Source: RefSeq, a predicted model, not a curated record
AUGAACAUAAAUCCUUUAUUUUUGGUGUACUGGGAUCAGUAGAGGUCAUACAGUCCAGUUGUAGGGGAGGUAUGAUGCGUUUUUGUGUAUGUUGGGUACAGCAGCUGGUCACCGAAAGAGCUCUGCAGUGCUGAGUCCUGAAUGGGGUAGGAGAGAUGUUCAGGGGGGCUGAUAGCUACAGUUCUCCUGUCUCCCACUGCCUGGACUGGGUCAAUGGAGUGUCCCAGGAUAGCGCUUGCCUUUCUGAUUAGCAUAUCUGGUCGUCUCCACUCAGCUGUUAAACAUCUGCUCCAGCAGACCACACCACAGAAGACGGCUGAUGUCACCAAAGUCAAAAAAGAUCUUUAGAAGUCCCUCCUUAACUUCAAAAGGCCUUAAGGCUCCCCAACAGGUAGAGCAACAGGUAGAAUCUGGUCAGUGUGUAUCAGCCAGGACUGGGCCCAAAUUGAUGUCCAACAUGUCAGACAGAACCACACAGGUUACAUGAAAACGGAUCAAUGCUGGAUAUAUUCACUCUUUUCAUAAAAUGAAUGCUUUUGAUAAUAAUUGUAAUGUAUUAUUAUUAUUUUACGGUAAUAAUUAUCUUUAAUAAUAGUAAUAUUAUUUUCUUUAAUAUUGCUGUCCUCGCCAUAACUGUACUUAUGCGCUCACAUAACGUCUGCACAUAGGGGGCGCUAAAACACACAUAAUGUGACUUUUUAACGUCAGGUGUGGCAGACACAGUGUGGCAUCAGGACAGAUGUUUUAGCGCCAAACAAUAAGCAGCAGAUCAGAUCACAGUGACACCCACCGCAGCAGCCCGUGGGCCCCCGCGGCUGUGCCUGAGUGGGCGCUGCUUCCACACGCUUGGUAAAACAGGGAGGUGACCAGCUGCAGCUCAGUGGAGAAUAGCUCCUCUAUGAACGCCCCUCAGACUCACUUAUGUGAAUCACAUUUUCCACUUUGAGCAGAGUUACUUCAGCCUGGGCCUGUCCUAGAGGAGCCGCGCUCUCAAAGUUUUCUUCCUCCCUCAGAGCCGCAGAAAAACGAGCGGAUGCGCUGCUGGCACAUGGUUUGCGGCUGAAAACGCCCCGAAAAGACCCAUACAGCCGAGGAACUGCACACUUUUGAAUAACAAGCUGGACACAUGUUGGAGUUUUUCUUCGUUUCUUGUUUGACAGGAUGUUUGGAUCGUGACUGACGAGCUGUCCCGUUUAAUCAGUCAGUCUAAAUGGAGCCAAUUAGACGGUUUUUGUCCAACUCUGAUCGCUGAUUGUCUCGGUCAGCGCAGACAGACAUGGAUCUUCAGGUGAUCGUCUGGCUGGUGUACUGCUUUCUGCUGCCAGCCGUCCUCCUAACAGCUUGUCUUUUUCGCUUCAACUUGCUGUCACUGGUUUACUUCCUCUAUCUACUGCUGCUGCCAUGGUUCCGCUGUCCAAACAAAUACACAGUUAGAGGUCACACUGGUCGGUUUAUUAAAACAGUAUUCUGCACCAGUCUGCUGUUUGUUCUGGCUCAUAUCUGUUUCCAGACAGUUCUGCAUACAUAUGCUCCCCUUGACACCGCAAUAGGAUAUAACUGUUCACGAUGGGAGACCAUAACCAGACACAUCGGACUGUCCAGGCUUCCUUUGCAGGAUCCUUGGAAUGUGCUACGUCUCCUGGGUCCGGAUGUAGGAGUCUGUGUGGUGUCACUUGUAACAAUAGUUCUCUGCAGAAGAUUGGUCAGGAACAGAGAAAUGGUGGCUGCAGCCAAUAUAACAUCACUUGAAGAGGAUUCUGCAGACGCAACGACGGAGAAUGGGGUGAAUGAAGAGUCAUUGGUUGAUGAAGAGGAGGAGGAAGAGGAAAGGUCAUCGAACGGUGACCCUUAUGAAGUUUCCGCAGCAACCAGAGCCAAGCAGGUGGCAGAAGGUCUCAAAGUCAAAGUGUUGAAAAUUCUGCGGGACCUGGGGAGGGUCAUGGUUGUCAUCCUGCUGGGUUUGGCUGGGAUUACACUGCCCUCUGCCUUCUCAGCACUUUACUUCCUCCUUUUCAUUGGUGUGUGCACAUGGUGGGCAUGCCAUCUGCCAAUCAACCUCCUGGGAUUUAAUUCACUGUGUGUGAUGGUGGGCUUCUUUGCUGCUGGUCACAUGGUGUGUCUGUACUUGUACCAGAGUGUGUUGGGCCAGGCCGUCUUCCCACCCCACAGUCUGUGGGCCAGACUUUUUGGUCUGAAGGACAUCAUUAUACCAGGAAACUGUUCCAUGCCUGAUGACCUCAUCCUUAACCCCAGUCAUGACUGGCCGGUUUAUGUCAAUCCAGGAAUCCUCCUGGUCCUGUAUAUUACUGUAGCAGCUGUUAUCAAAUCAGGAUUGCAUGCUGCAUCUAACCAGCAGGAAAAAACAAAUACUUCAAUGGAAGAACUGGUUGAGUUAAAAUCCUGGAAUCAACCAGAAGAUAACUGUGAAGAUGAGACACAGAUCACCUUUGUGUCCAGGGAAUCAGAAGGUCCAGGAGAAACUGUGGCUGGAGAACAUCAGUCAGGUGUUCCUGAGGCCCGCAAGGGACGGCUGAAUGAGAGCCCAUUUUUCCUGCUGGGAAGGGUGGUCAUGCAGCAGAGUUAUGUCUGUGCUCUCAUAGCCAUGAUGGUUUGGAGCAUCACCUACCAUAGCUGGCUAACUUUUGUACUGCUCCUGUGGGCUUGUCUCAUCUGGAUGCUGCGUUCCAGACGGCAUGCAGCAACUCUGUGCUCUCCAUUCAUCCUGCUCUAUGGCCUGGCUCUGUGCUGUCUGCAGUACGUCUGGGCCAUGGAGCUCGAACCAAUACUGCCCACCAAAGUGGGGACGAUGAGCCUCAGACAGCUGGGAUUGGACAGAGCCGAGUAUCCCUGUCUAAGACUGGGAGCUAUGCUUUUGUUUACCUUAACUUUCUGGCUGUUGGUGCGUCAGUCAGUGAAGGAAAACUUCAGGAGAAUGAGCAAAAUGUCUACGCCACUACAGGAAGUCACUACAAAAGAACUGGGUGCUGGCAGUGAAUCCGUGCUGAAGGUUCUGGGAGGCAUGGUGAUGAGCUGCUAUGCCAAAUACUGGAUCUAUGUUUGUGGAGGGAUGUUCAUCAUGGUCUCCUUUGCUGGAAAACUGGUUGCUUACAAGAUUGUCUACAUGUUGCUUUUCCUGCUCUGCCUUUGCCUAUAUCAGGUGUACUACUCUCUAUGGAGGCAUCUGUUAAAGCUCUUCUGGUGGCUGGUUGUGGCCUACACCAUGCUUGUGCUAAUCACCAUCUACACAUACCAGUUUGAAGACUUCCCUGAAUACUGGAAAAACUUAACUGGUUUCACAGAUGAACAGCUUGCAGCUAUCGGCCUGGAGACGUUUGCUCUGUCUGAGCUCUUCUCGAGUAUUCUCAUCCCGGGUUUCUUCCUACUGGCCUGUAUUCUGCAGCUCCACUACUUCCAUAAGCCUUUCAUGAGGAUCACGGACCUGGACCAUGUUACUCCCAAACACAGAAGGAAGAAUAAAGGAAGAAUCGAGGAAGUUAGCUCUGAUAAUGUAAGAGUAAACCCUGAAGAAGAACUUUUGGUGCCUGAGAAUGAUGAGGAAUCUGGGGAUGAAGAGUUUGUUCACACUAAAUGGGGUCUGGUGAUGGACAGGAUUCUGGUUUUGUCCAGGAAGUUCUCGGACAUCCUUGCUAAAGUUCAGGGGUUCCUCUGGAGGAUUCUGGAGCUUCACAUCCUCAAAAUGGUGGCCUUUUUCUCUGUGUGGGUUGCACUUGAAGAGCCAUCAGUGAUGAAUCUGGUUCUGGUGGUGUUAUGGUCUCUGGCGAUGCCCUUUAGCCGCUUCAGGCCCAUGGCAUCGUGCCUGUCUACAGUUUGGGUCUGUGUCAUCAUUGUCUGUAAGAUGCUGUACCAGCUAAGUGUUGUCAACCCCGCUGAGUACUCCCGCAACUGUAGCAUGCCUCUAACAAACACAACCAACCUAUUACCAGAGGAGAUGAUGAUCUCCAUCCUAUACAAGGAGCCAAUAGAUCCAGCCAGGUGGUUCGGCAUCAGGAAAGAUACGACUGCACUGGGAUAUAGCAAGAAUCAUUUGAUAGUGCUGAUGUUGUUGGUGUUUGAGGCAACAGUGUAUCGUCACCAGGUUCACCAUUAUCGUCAACUCCAGCGCUCCUCCCCAUCCAUACCGACUCUCUUCCCUUCUGCAAAGAGAGACACUUUAGACCAGGGCCUCAUUCCAUGCCUUAAGUACCUGCUCAACUACACCUUUUACAAGUUUGGCUUGGAGAUAUGCUUUCUGAUGACGGUAAAUGUGAUUGGUCAGCGAAUGAACUUUUUGGUCAUAAUCCAUGGCUGUUGGAUGGUGGCCCUCUUGGUGAGGCGGCGGCGAGCGGCUAUUGCCAAGAUGUGGCCCAAAUACUGUCUCUUCCUGUUGAUCUUCAUGAUCUACCAGUAUCUGUUGUGUGUGGGCAUACCUCCUGCUCUCUGCAUAGACUACCCAUGGAGGUGGAACAAUCAACUGUUAAUGAGCUCAGCUCUCAUUAAAUGGAUCUAUCUCCCUGACUUCUACACAGUGCCAAACUCCAAAAACUUGAUGGCUGACUUUCUGCUGCUGAUGUGUGCGUCCCAGCAGUGGAAGGUGUUUGAGUGUGAGAAGAAGGAGGAGUGGAUGGUUCAAGCAGGAGAGAACACUGAUGAACUUGAUCCAAUGGAGGGUCAACUCUUUAACCCUGCGCCUAACUUCAUCAACUGCAGGAGUUAUCUGGACAUGGUGAAGGUGUUGGUGUUUCGGUACUUCUUCUGGUUCGUGCUGUCGAUGGUCUUCAUCACAGGGGCCACCAGGAUCUCUGUAUUUGGACUGGGUUAUCUGAUUGCAUCCUUCUUUUUUCUGCUGUUUGGAACCAAGCUGUUGGUCAAACCAUCCAGAGUCCGCCUUAUGCUGUGGGACUGUCUCAUCAUCUACAAUGUAGCAGUUAUUAUAUCUAAGAAUGUGUUAUCUAUCCUGGCCUGUGUGUUUGUGUCUGAGAUGCAGGCAAGAUUCUGUUGGGUAAUUCAGCUCUUCAGCCUGGUUUGUACAGUUAAAGGAUAUUAUGAUCCUAAUGCUAUGAGUGGUGAGAUGUGCAGUCUUCCAGUAGAAGAAGCAGGGAUUCUGUGGGACAGUUUGUGUCUUCUCUGCCUCUUGCUGCAGAGGAGGGUUUUCCUCAGUUUCUACUUCCUGCAUGUGACAGCAGAACUUCAGGCAUUUGCCAAACAGGCAUCAAGAGGAUUUGAGCUCUUCAGAGCCAGCAUUAUGAAGAACGUUAAGUUUCAUCAACAGAUCGAAAAGAAAUCACUGUCACAGCUCAAGAAAUCGAUGCAGAGAAUUCGCUCUAAGCAGCAAAAGUACAAGGAUGGACAGAAAGGCAGUGAAACUUCCGCUGGAACCCAGGAAGCUGGUACAAGCAGCACUGAUCAUUCGACUGAAGUCGAAUUUAAAUUGUCUCAGAGAGACAAGAAUAAGUCUAAGAAGAAGAACUGGUACCAACCAUGGAUAGACCACGCUGCAGUCAUCCACUCAGGAGACUACUACCUGUUUGAAUCAGACAGUGAGGAUGAAGAGGAUCUGAAUUAUGAAGAAAAGAAGCCUCAGGCUCAGACUGCAUGCCAGUUGGCAUACCAGGCAUGGGUGAGUAGUGUGAAGACAGCUCUGAGGGAACGCCAGAGACGUCAGAGACACUUGAAAGCUAUUAAAGAAAAAGAGACAAAGAGACAAGAAAGAAGAGGUUCUCCACAGGAGGCUCUCACUCUGAAGGCUUGUGCAGAUGAUGUUUUUGAGGAGGCUGAUGUUAAUGGUGAAGCAGAAGAACCGGAGGAGGAAGAGUCUGUGCAUGGAGACAUGGUUCAGAAGAUCUUGGAUAUUCUGUGCUUCCUAUGGGCCAUUAUUUUGGCCAUGGUGGAUGGACUGACUCAGUGGCUCAAUCUACUCACUAAACAGUACAGAGAUACAUCUACUGUCCUGUGCAACGAACGCUACUUAAUCAUACACAAAAUCAAGCAGCAUCAUACAUCUGAAUCCAGAGAUGACCUGGUGUCCCAGAACAGUGAGAGUUCCACUGUGAAUACAUGUUUGGAUCAAACCAAUCCAGAACAUACUCCCAGUAGCAGAAGUGAGACCCCGAGGCGCAACAGCAAUGGGAAUUUCCUCACUGAAGACGUCCUGUGUAGCAGCACUGGACUGCAACCAGAGCCAUUAAAACACCCCAGACACUCCAGAACAGCCAGUGAGAUCCUGUCCAACAGGACAUUUUUUAUUGAGGAGCUGGAGCAGAGCAGAGAGUUCUACGACAACCAGAACCGUUUGUUGAGGCUGCUGUUAGCUGUAUACAAUCUGCUAUCAGCCAAUUCAGAGCUGCUCUGCUAUUUCAUCAUAGUCCUGAACAAUGUGGUCAGUGCCUCUGUCAUAUCACUCAUCCUGCCAAUGCUUGUCUUUCUGUGGGCCAUGCUGUCUACGCCAAGACCAACUAAGAAGUUCUGGAUGACGGCUAUAGUUUACACAGAGGCGAUGGUGGUGCUGAAAUACAUCUUCCAGUUUGGGUUCUUUCCGUGGAAUAGUCUUUAUGAGAUGACUCUAAAUGAAGACAAGCCCUUCUUCACACCACGCAUCUUUGGCCUGGAGAAAACUGACAGCUACAUCAAAUAUGACCUCCUUCAGCUGCUGGCUCUGUUCUUCCACCGAUCCCUCCUAAUGCAAUAUGGUCUGUGGGACCAUGAGGGCCCCCUGGAGGAGCAAUGCAUGUCACCAGAAGAUGGACAUAACGUCAGAGCAGGAGAGGAAAAUGGGAGCAGGAAGGAGGAAACUCAAGAAGCUAAAAGAAAAGAUCAGGACAUUCAAGAACCAGGUACCAGCUCAGACACUGCUACCAUGCAGCCCUACGAUGCUGCUGAACCACUGUCUGCUGGGUUGGGGGAUGAACAUGAAAAAGAGCCCAGUAGCAAAAAUGUGGAUCUUCUGGAUGUGAUGGAGAGAGAUGGUAAACGGCUGACAGAGGAAGACCCAAAGAAAGAAGGCAGCAUCCGACUCCGCAAAAAAAAUAAAAAAGCGAAAAAACAGGACAGCAAAGAGUCUCUGUCAGAGACACCGGAGUCUGGUAAGGAACCAGGGAAGAAGACACAGAAAGGCAAGAAGAGUGAGGCCACCCUCAGAUUAAUCGCUUUGGGAUACAAGAUACAACAAAUCUUCAUAACAGGUUUCCAGGGUGUAAAGCAGCCAGCUCAGAGUUUCUUUAGAAGUAUAACCAAGGAUAAAUAUCGGGCUUCCACAGAUGUCUAUGCACUGAUGUUCCUGACUGAUGUCAUUGACUUUGUUAUCAUCAUUUUUGGCUUCUGGGCUUUUGGGAAGCACAGCGCUGCAGCUGACAUAGCCUCCACUCUGUCAGAGGACCAGGUACCCGAGGCCUUCCUGGUGAUGUUGCUCAUCCAGUUCAGCACCAUGAUCAUUGACAGAGCUCUUUACCUGCGCAAGGCGGUUUUGGGAAAACUCAUCUUUCAGGUGGUCCUUGUUGUGGGAAUUCACCUGUGGAUGUUCUUCAUCCUUCCUGCUGUCACUGAAAGGAUGUUCAGUCAGAACUUUGUGGCCCAGCUCUGGUACUUUGUCAAGUGUAUUUACUUUGGCCUUUCGGCGUAUCAGAUUCGCUGUGGUUACCCCACUCGUAUCCUCGGCAACUUCCUCACCAAGAAAUUCAAUCACCUCAACCUGUUUCUCUUCCAAGGGUUUCGCCUUGUGCCAUUCCUGGUGGAGCUGCGUGCGGUGAUGGACUGGGUUUGGACCGACACCACUCUUUCCUUGUCAGACUGGAUGUGUGUUGAGGACAUUUAUGCCAACAUCUUUAUCAUAAAAUGCAGCCGGGAAACAGAAAAGAAAUACCCUCAACCUAAGGGGCAGAAGAAGAAGAAGAUUGUGAAAUAUGGCAUGGGUGGACUUAUCAUUUUCUUCUUAAUCUGCAUCAUCUGGUUUCCCCUUCUCUUCAUUUCAUUGGUCAGAUCAGUGGUGGGCGUGGUUAACCACCCUAUUGAUGUCACAGUGACUUUCAAACUGGGUGGUUACGAGCCUCUGUUCACCAUGAGUGUGCAGCAGCAGUCAAUCAAAGCCUUUACAGCUGCUGAGUAUGACGAACUCACCCAAACAUUUGGAGACAAUGCAGUAGCCAUGCAGUUCAUCACUCUGUACAGUUAUGAAGACAUUGUGACAGCCAUGAUUGAGGGUAGCUCAGGAUCAGUGUGGAGGAUAAGCCCCCCCAGCAGGCAGGAGGUCAUUAAAGAGCUUCUUGGAAGUCCUGUUGAUCUGACCCUCCGUCUGGCCUGGACGUUCCAGAGGGAUCUGGGUAAAGGUGGAACAGUUGAACAAACCUUUGGAAAACAUUCGAUAGACCUGGAACCUGGAAACCCGGUCAGAGCAGAGCUGGCAUCUUUAUUGAUUGGCAAUCGGACUGAACCUGUGCUUGUUCCUAAUAUGUUUCCCAGCUACAUGCGUGCCCCCAAUGGAGCUGAGGCCAAACCAGUCAGUCAGCUAUAUAAAGAUGAUGAAGGCGAUUACCAGAAUAUCACUCUGUCCCUGAUGAGUGACAGGUCUCCGAACAGCUCUGGGAACCAGGAGUGGUGGGACAUUGCAAUUGCAAACUGUGAUCCAGCAGCAUGUAGUGUGUUACCCAUGGUCAUAUUCAACGACAAGGUCAGCCCACCAAGCCUGGGAUUCCUGGCUGGAUAUGGGAUUAUGGGUCUAUAUGUGUCCGUGGUCCUGGUCAUUGGGAAGUUUGUGCGUGGUUUUUUCAGUGAGAUUUCCCACUCCAUCAUGUUUGAGGAGCUGCCCUGUGUGGACCGCAUCCUGAAGCUCUGCACUGACAUCUUCCUGGUUCGUGAAACAGGAGAACUGGAGCUUGAAGAGGAGCUUUACUCCAAACUGAUCUUCCUCUAUCGGUCUCCAGAAACUAUGAUCAAAUGGACUCGGGACAUCCACACAAGAGAGCAGGACUGACAGUGAUUGUCUGUUUACUUGAUUGAAACCCAGUGAAGAGACGCCCAGUGGACAACACAUGAUGGGCGUCUCAUGGACGUAUAGCCACAGAGAUACUUUACAGCAGAUGUGGCUCAGUAGACGUGCAAUGUGAAACAUGUCCUCAUGCUGGACUCUUUGUGCUGUUGUGUUGUUGCUGCUGCCUGACCAUUCUGAUCAAACUACACUUUGCACACACUGUGGGAAUAAGGUUGCAGUCCCUUGGUUUUGGAAGCAGCUGGAUAUCUGUUGCAUCUUUGCAGAGCAAAAAGAGCUUAAACUGUGCUGUGUUUCUGUUUGUUUGAAGGCCAAAGAACCACAGCAGGUAGUGUGACUGUUCCUAGUUGUUCAACCAUCUGCGGUCCACAAGUUUACCUUUUUCAUCCCAGAUUGGGUCGGACGUCAUUUGAAAACAUGUUUUUAUUGUUAUGGUGAUUUGUUUACAGAUAGAGCAAACAAGACAAAAACCACACACUUUGUUUUAAAAAAAUAAAUGUUUCCAUUUUUUAAAAGAUAGAAAUAUGAGGUCUCAGUAAGCUGUCUGCAACGUGCUUUGAUGAAAAUCCCAGAACAAAGCAGCACCAUUGUACUGGUCCCAGCUGUCUAUACACCUCUGUUUGUUACUGAUGCAUUUAAUGACUGCAGCCGAUUUUUCUGAGCAGUGCUUUUCUUUUUAGACUGCCUAGGACUCUGUGGUGUCAUGCAAAACCAAGACACAUAUUACUCUUUUUAUCUCUAAACAUGGGAAUGUAGACCGGCUCUCCAUUUUAAGGGCAAGUAUGGAAUUUGGAAGUGAGGUUCUGAGGAAAGGUUAGAAGCAAAUAAUAUCCUACCUGAGGUAGAUAACGUGGGGUUUGAGUGGUCAAUGAGAGUAGAAAAGUUAAUUUAACAAAUAAAUAAUUUAUAAAUCCAGGUUAGUUAGUUUCAGAGGUUGAAGCUUACAACUAGUUCAAAUUGGGCCAGGACCAAAGCGGACUUCUAUUGUCUUAAAAGAAAUCCGGAACGUCAGAACUGUUUAUGUGAGAACUGCUUUAUCCACCUUUAACGUGACAUGUUUACAUUGGAUCUUAUUCCCACAGAAACCGAUGAUUAUUUACAGGGGAAAUGAAGGUAAGAGGCAGGGCAUCUUCUUCCUGUGUGAAAUAUGUACAGAAAACAUAACAGGAAUUAUUUUUUGUCAGACUAACAGCCUAAAAGAAAACUAAGGUAGUGUACACAAAUAAUUCAGCUGUUUACACCAUCUUUCAUUUACUUUCACACAGUUACACUUUGUGUUCCAUGGUCCAUUCUCUGUAUGUAUUUAACAAAAGAAGAUCAUUGGUGGUGAACCACCUGCUGUGUUGCCUUUGAGACUUCAGUUGUUUUGGAAUGAUAGAAGUCUGCUUUGGUCCUGGCCCGUCUCGGAAUCGUCCAGCCUCAGCCUCUGGCACCAACUGAUCUGGUUUUAUACUAAAUGAAGACGCCAAGAAAGUUAUCUACUACUUUUAACAGAGCCUCAUUUCAAACAUAAGGGUUCUGAGUCUUUGCACAAGUAUUUCCAUCAUAAAUUGAAGAAAGACUGGAUUGUGUUGGUGGUGAAGAGGCAGACCUAACUUCUAGCUGCCUUCUUUCAAACAUCUACCCUACUUCCUCUGGUGAAACAUCCAACAGACAUAUUCUAUGAGUCAAUCAUAGUCACUAGCCUAGCAAAAUUUGACCAGUCACCAGCCAACCACGUGACUCCGUGAGUCAACCACAGUCACCAGCCAACAGACCUGCUCCAUGUUUCGACCACAUUCACCAGUAACCAAGUGAGUCCUUAAGUCAUCUACAGUCACCAGCCAGUCUCACCAGCUUUGGUUGCCAUGAAAUAAUUCAGUGGUCGUACUGUAGUACCAAAGGAUCCAGUUUCUUGAAGACAGGACUUUCAGGUGCUCUUCAUCUCAAGCCUGAGACUCUGUUCUGUCCUUCACUUUUCAUAAUUCAUUUUUUUUCUAAAAACAGUUUACUGUCAGUUUGAGAAUGUGCCAAAGGUAACAUUUAAGUGAAAAAGCAGCCAGAGUCCAAAGACCCAUUCUGAAGCAGCUUCAAUAAACUUCUUGAACUUUGGAUAAAUAAUUAUUUAAAAACAAAAGAAAGGCUCAGGCUUAUUCGAAGCUAAUUUUCAAAAAAGAUGCUUCUAGACUCUUAAACACUUCUCUAAAUGUGAAUAAAAUGUAAGUAAUCUCUUUGCAUCAAAAAUGUAAUCCAAAGAUGACUGGCAGCACUAUGGCAGCACUGCAGUCCACAGAAAUGCAGUUACUGGAGAGCAGAAUUACCAAUGAAGGUUUUUCUUUCAACGCAAUUCAAUAAAAAUAAUUCUUUAAUAACACCAAAGCAAAAUUAAAUGUUAAUAAAGUAUAAACACAUCUACCAGUCACAUCUGAGUGAUAGAUGGGUUAACUGUGUGCAGAUGAAGAGAGGACAGAUAAGAGAAGCAUACCUUAAAGCUGUGGUCGUGGUGCACGUUCAGAACUAAAUCUAAACAGCUGACUUCAUCUUUUGUAACGGAGGCUCCCAAUACGUCAAAGAUUGAACGCCUGUACUAUCAGUGAUCCGCUCCUAUCCCAGUUCACAGAGUCACAUCAGUGGGACUGCUUGUUUCUCACUUGAAGGUAGUCUGUGUGAAGAUGGAGCAUCCUAAACACUUGGUUUACACUACUGUAAUUAACUGAUACCCUAGUUGGCAGAUGGUUGCUCCAUCAUUAGACCAACGAGUGGAUACAGAGUACAGAGGAAUUCCUCAGGCACAACAGAGACCUCCUGUACACUGUUGGUCAUCAAAAUGUCCAAAUGGGACUUCUAAACAAUGUCCAUGGGUGCAAUAUACAAAAACGUCUGGACGACCAAAGGACAUGAUGUCGCACCAAGAUUGGCCUAACAUGUCGAGUGCACAUCAUCCUUUUAUCCAGUGAGCCAUAUGAGUUAUUUCAUUUUACGGUUUAGAGAUGGUUAAACUAGGGAGAAAAAACUAAUCAUCCUCUAUGUGGUAAUCCCACUGUACAUGUCCCAGUAUAUACAGAAGGAACUUAUUGGUUUUAGUUUCCUUUUUAUCCCAGGUUAGCCAGAUGAACACACACUAACAAAGCUGGCAGAUGAUGGAGGAUGAAACGAUGCUGACCUCUUGCUUUGAAGCAAGGAUUCAGCUCAGUGCAGUUUUCUUGUUUCUUCAUGAAUAACACAGGAAGGGAUGAAACAUCAGAUAACCUGUAAACACUGCAUCCCUUUCGCAGAAGGGUCUCUUCAAACGGCAACAAAUAGAAAGUGAACAUUCAGUGAACUGUUGGAAGGGCUGACUGAUGGGUUGAAUUUUGAAUUUUCUUAUUUUAUUUCCAGUGAAAAACUUUUUUUAUUGUGAAUGUAAAUAAUAUUUGUGUAUCAGUUUUCUGUAUGAUACGUUGCAUAUUUGAUGACCCAAUAAAGACCAAUGCCAUGUA